Sordaria macrospora k-hell is the source of this 1785-nucleotide messenger RNA. RefSeq lists its product as uncharacterized. Lineage: Eukaryota; Fungi; Ascomycota; Sordariomycetes; Sordariales; Sordariaceae. The record is from RefSeq and is a predicted model, not a curated record.
AUGUCAGACUUCACCACCAUGCCAGUUCUUCAGGAACUUGGUGCUGGUCUUGCCAACACCACAUUCAUUCGUUUCACCACGUCAUCGAUACCACAAUACUUUUAUGCCACGUCAGAUUGUGAUCCUGGAAUCAUGAAACUGGCCUGCUUAUCCUACCUUUGGGCGUUCUCCCUCCUCAACAGUGUUUUUCGAGGAGGGUUGGCACCUGCGAUAGCUGCGUCAGCUCAUUGUGUGGACCCCUCUUCCCUAUCAGUGAAAGUCUCGGGAGGCAUACUUCAUGGAAUUGUCAAGGAGACCGAAGAUCCAUGCGUACGCCAGUUCCUCGGGAUCCCCUUUGCCCAACCCCCAGUGGGAAACCUUCGCUUUGCCCCGCCACAGCCUGCUGCGCCGUUUGGCGAACUCAAAGUCAAGAAGCUUCCCCCAAGCUGCAUCCAAUAUCUCUCGACAGACCCGCCCUCCAUCUACACCCAGGAUGUGACCGAGUACAACGUCCAGGGCCUCAAUGUCACCAGUCCCAACAUCAGUGAGGACUGCCUAACCCUCAGCCUCUGGGCCCCGCCAGCCACCAAGAAAGACAGCCUCCCUGUCAUCGUCUUCGUCUAUGGCGGUGCCUUCAGCACCGGCGGUCAAGAUGUCCCCACCCAGAUUCCCACAGACUGGGUCCAGCGCAAAAAAGACCACAUCGUCGUCACCUUCAAUUACCGCCUCAACAUCUUCGGCUUCCCCAAUGCCCGUGGCAUCCCCCUAACGGAGCAAAACGUCGGUCUCCUCGACCAACGCCUUGCGGUAGAAUGGGUUCGAGACAACAUUGCCGCCUUUGGCGGUGACCCUACCCGCAUCACCCUCUGGGGCCAAAGUGCCGGUGCAGUUUCCGUGGGCUACUGGCAAUACGCCUACCCUACCAAGCCGAUCGUCAACACAUUCAUCAUGGACUCCGGCAACGAGCUGACGCCGUUGGCUCAUAGCCUUGACGCUGCUCAGUUGGGUUUUACCCGUAUUGCGGUCGAGGUGGGCUGUGGGAAUCUCACCGCGGCGGAGGAGCUGGCGUGUAUGAAGUCUAGCAACGUCACGGCCGAUGCCAUCAUCACUGCUCUGCAGACUGAGAAUGCCGCGGCGGGCACGGAUUUCACCAAGGUUCUCUUCUUCACGCCGGUGAUCGAUAAUGCCACGGUGUUCCCCGAUUAUACGGCUCGGUCGUUGGCGGGAGAGGUUGCCAAAGUUCCCACAAUCCUGGGCAGUAACGCCCAAGACGGCCUCGCCUUCGUCAGUCUCAACCCGAACAACACCGUCAACCAAACUGAAGCCUUCGAAGCGACAAUUGACUUCUUCUUCUGCCCAGCCUUCAAAGCAGCCACUAACCGCCUCCUAGCCUCCGUCCCCCUCUUCCGCUACAUCUACUUCGGCAACUUCUCCGACGUUUCGCCCUCCCCCUUCCUAGGCGCCUACCACGGCGCCGAACUGCCCCUUCUCUUCGGCACCUACGACGUCUUCCCCGAAACUUCCACCAGCUCGCCGCCGCCAGAUGAGAAGCUGGAGGUGGCCACGAGCCAUGCGAUUCAGGACGAUUGGGUGGCUGUUGCUGCUAAUGGCGUCAGCGGGCUGGAGAUGAGGGGGUGGCCGGAGUACAGGGAUGUGGAGAGCGGGUUGGUUAGGAGUUAUGGGGUUGCUAAUCCUAAUGCUAACGCUAAUGCCAAUGGGGGCUCGGGCUUGGGAGGGGUGCCGGCUGGCGUGGCGGAUGCGAGGGCUAUUGAAGGGUUGUGUCCAGCUAUUUAUCAGCCUGCCUGA